This is a messenger RNA of Rhipicephalus sanguineus (brown dog tick), 4198 nucleotides long. RefSeq lists its product as uncharacterized. The transcript has 15 exons. Gene Ontology annotation, molecular function: structural constituent of chitin-based larval cuticle. NCBI's taxonomy places the organism in Eukaryota, Metazoa, Arthropoda, Arachnida, Ixodida, Ixodidae. The record is from RefSeq and is a predicted model, not a curated record. Gene Ontology annotation, cellular component: chitin-based extracellular matrix. The coding region runs from base 1 to 3903 and encodes 1300 amino acids.
AUGCAGCUUCUACUGUUCCUGUUCGUGGCAGGAGCUGCCGCUGCCCCGCACGUUGGACAGAGUGGUGACGGAAGCCAGCAGUACAGAGCCCCAGAGCCUGGAGGCUACUCAUUCGGGUACAACCACGCCCACGGCGAAGGCGGUGGCGCCUCGUGGCGUAAGGAGUCUGCAGACGCCGCGGGUAACGUGAUCGGCUCGUACGGUUUCAAGGACCCCGACGGAAGGGUCAGGCUGGUCACAUACGUGGCCAACCAGGACGGCUUCCAGGCGAACGUCCAGUCGAACGAGCCUGGUUUGCCACAGCACAACCUAGGGCUCGGGGCGGGAAUCACCCAGUGGCCCAUUCCUCAAACUCAUGGCCACGGACACCAUGCCGGGGCACAUCCAAGAACAGUAGGAACGGCGACACACCAGGGGUCCUGGCCUUUCGGUGGUGGUCCUCCACUCGCUUCGGGACCUGCCGAUGUUCCCGGUGGUGCCCCGUACAGCUUCUCGUACGAUGCGAGUGCAUUUGGAGGCCCCUUCCAGCAGGAGGCGGGAGACGCCCUGGGUAACAAGAGAGGCAUUUAUGGGCUGUACGGUCGAAGAGUGAAUUACGUCGCCGAUGCGGGCGGAUUCCGCGCCAGUGUGCAGUCCAACGAGGCGGGCGUUGAUAAUUCCAAGAGUCCUGCGGACGUAGUUUUUACUGGAAGUGCUACUAGCGUCGUGCCACCUCCAUCGGCAUCUUCCGCAAGCCAGGACGAUGGAGAUUCCGGGCUCGUGUUUCCACCUCCGUACCCUGGCGGUUCUGGCGCAUCUGGCUCGGGGGCCCCCGGCUAUGGUACCGAAGACGGAACGGUCGAUGACAACGGCUUCCGAACGCCCGUCGUGUCUAAUGAGCCAGGCAUCGACGAUGCUCAGAAUCCUGCAGAUGUUGACGUCUACGGAAGAUCAGGACCAGCCGGAAUAGCCUUAGUGUUUUCCGGUCCUCCCGGUUCGGCUCCCUCUGGAGCAGCACUCAUCCCGCCAUCUAGUCUCGGUGUAGAAGGACGCAGUCUUCCUGUUGGUCCCAUUGGUGGUGGAAUUCCGGCGUCACCCGGAGCAGCGGGGCCUGCUGACAGUGGUUAUGGUCAGCAAGGCGGCGCUGGACUGUACAACUUUGCCUACGGAAACGGCCGAGCCGAAGGACCAUGGCAGCAGGAGUCUGGAGACGCUGCGGGAAACAAAGAGGGAUCGUACGGCAUCACAGUCGACGACGGUAGAUUUCGCACUGUCAAUUACGUCUCUGGGACAAACGGCUUUAGAGCCAGCGUAGACACGAACGAACCAGGAGUGGACGGCGCCCAGAGCCCCGCCGAUGUCGCCAUCAACAAGAGUCCGGAACCCGAGGGAAUAUCACCAGCAGGCGAAUCCUCGGGCCCCAAUGGCGCCAAUCAACCUACAGGUUCUAAUGGCUUUCCAGGGGUUCGAGGCCAGGUUAUUCCUGCUGCUCCUCUGCGUCCGGCGUUGAUAGGACAACCAGGAGUGUUAUUGGUUCCUGGGUCGGCCGGAUAUCCCGGUGUUCAGGGACAAGCGUUCGCCCCAGUUGGUUCAGUGGGCCCUGUCUUGUCGGGGCGGCCAGUGCUGUCCGUGGUUCCCGGGAAUUACGGAUUCAACGUCAUUCACGGUUAUCCAAGUGGCACAGGAGCACCGGGUCUUAACGUUCCAGUGUCCACUGGUAACGUAGUCCUCACCUCGCCAGGACUCGGACAUACCGGUGGCUACAGUUCCGGCUACAGUGGUGGAUCCGGAGGUGCCUUUCACCGUGAAGCCGGUGACGCUUCAGGAACAAAUAGCGGCGUGUACGGCUUCAACGGGGAGGGGGGUGGAAUCCGCACAUUGAACUACGCCGUGGAAGGCGCCAGCUUCCGAGCCAGCGAACUCAGCAACGAGCCCGGCGUCGGCCCGUCCCAGAAUCCCGCCGAUGUCUCCCUCAGCUCACCUGCAGGUGUGGCGUUGGUUCGUGCACCAGCUUCGCCAGUCCAAAACACACCGCUUGCUAGGCAUCACGUAGCUCGUGGUGGUCACUUUGCGCAGGUGCUGCUGCUCUGCCUCUUCCUGUUCCUAAGGGAAGCCAGCUGCGGAGUGAUCGAGGCACCCGCCUAUGGCACGGCCCUGGUCCCAGAGACUGGAACGUCUUCACAGUACCGCUCUCAAGAUGUUCAUGGAAACUACCAAUUCGGCUACGAAGAGAAGCACACGUCGGGCGGCUCCUUCCGCCAGGAAACCGGAGAUGCGUACGGUAACAAGUACGGCUCGUAUGGCCUCACUGACGCCGACGGUCGCGUGCGGAUCGUCAAGUACGUGGCAGACGCCAACGGUUUCCGCGUCAUAGUCAACACGAACGAACCGGGAACCGCACCCUCGACUCCCGCCGCCGCCUCCAUCAACGUCCCGCAGGAGCCCGUCGUCCCCGCGCCCGUCGCUACCGUUGCAGCAGCUCCCGUAGCAACCGUGGUCGCGGCACCGGCUCCAGUUGUCAAGACCAUCGUGCCCGCCGCUCCUGUGGUGACUGCUGCGGCAGCACCAGCCGUGGUCGCGGCGCCCCCUCCAGCAGUGAUCGCUGCUCCUGGUCCUGCCAUUGUCGCACCCCCCGCUCCCGCUGCCGUAGUAACGGCUCCAGCGACCGUAACAACAAUCAGGAGGUUUGUGCCGGCUUCGAUCUUUACCGGACCCGCAGUCGCUGCCCCGGUGUUGCAAGCCGGCCCCGCUGUGCAUCCUGUCCCCGUGUUCGGAUACCGCCGUGCCGUAUCCACAGCUCCGGUUCUGGCCACUACGGCACCGGGAGUGUCGUACUCGAGCGGAUUCGUACCGUCGCUGCCGUACGCCGGCUCUAUACCACCACCACCUGUACGGAAAGUGAUCGUCCGCAAGGUCGUUCCCGCUGGCUACGGUGCCGGAUACGGAUUGCUCCGAGGCGCGGCUACGUCGUACGGUGCACCGGCCGUGGUGCCGGCUCCGGCUGUCUUCGGGGCCAAGCUGACAGUAGGUGCGCCUGCGUACACCUACGGCGGACAAGGCGUAGUAACGAACUUCGCGGGCAAGCCUUUGGACUACUACGACCAUCUGGCCAACAAGCUCGGGGCGACUUACCUGCGACGACAGCGCCUCGGUAUCGAAGUGGAAUCUGGCAACCCUUCGGCACCGGGGCUCACCGAAAAGUGGUGCUCUGCUCGAACAUCACGGGAUCAGCUGCAGACCAUUGCGGAUACCGGACUCACGAUGAAGACCAUCAUCCUCCUCGCUGCCCUCGCGGUCGCCAAUGCCGGAUUUGUUGGCCACGCCGGAUACGGCCAUGGAUACGGCCAUGGCUACGGCCACGCUGUCGUCGCCAAGGUUGCCGAGGUCGGUAGCUCUUCUCAGCACAGGUCUCAGGAUCUUGCCGGCAACUACAACUUUGGCUACAAGGAGGGCCACACCAGCGGCGGCUCCUUUCGUCAGGAGGCCGGUGACGCCUGGGGCAACAAGGUUGGUUCCUACGGUCUGACCGACGCCGACGGUCGCGUCCGAGUUGUCAAGUACGUCGCCGAUGGCCACGGCUUCCGCGCCCACAUCUCUACCAACGAGCCCGGAACCGCUGCUUCCCACCCCGCCGCCGCCGCCUACAACGCCCGCCAUGCCGUUCAUGCAGCCGGCUAUGGAGUCGCCGCUCCCGUGGCUAAGGUCGCCGUCGCCGCCGCUGUUCCCGUGGCUGCCUACGCCCACGCUCCCUACGGAUACGGAGGCUACGGAGGCCACGGUGGUUACGGAGGCUAUGGUGGUUACGGAGGCUACGGUGGCUACGGAGGUUAUGGAGGCUACCACGGACAUGGAGGCUACGGCUACGGCCACGGUGUCGUCCACGGGGCUCACGGAGGCUAUGGUCACUUCGGUUACCACGGUUAAACCCUCGCAUCGCCUGUAUAGAGUGCUGUAGUUUCCCAAGAACUGUCCUAAACUGAGACCUCGCGCGCCUAUGUGCACCUUCUUUCUUUAGUCCUUCGUUUGUUGUGACUCUUCGUGCGUCGUCCAGCCAACUGCUGUGAUUGCUUCUUCUGUGUAUGUGCUCGCCGCGACGCAGGUGUUUCGUUCUGCUUUUGUCGAAAUGAGUGUGAUUUUCCGUCCUUCCUACUGUCGCUGCUUUGUUUGCCUGUUGUGGUGCUUUUAAUUUAUUUCCUCUCUUUGUGUGUUCUCCGCAGCC